Messenger RNA from Etheostoma cragini (Arkansas darter), 1621 nucleotides. It is a transcript of the gene zdhhc21, whose product is annotated as zinc finger DHHC-type palmitoyltransferase 21. Lineage: Eukaryota; Metazoa; Chordata; Actinopteri; Perciformes; Percidae. The record is from RefSeq and is a predicted model, not a curated record. The transcript is spliced from 8 exons. Gene Ontology annotation, cellular component: Golgi apparatus; endoplasmic reticulum. Gene Ontology annotation, molecular function: protein-cysteine S-palmitoyltransferase activity. Bases 64 to 861 code for a protein of 265 amino acids. Gene Ontology annotation, biological process: protein targeting to membrane; peptidyl-L-cysteine S-palmitoylation.
UUGCAUCUGUUUGUGUGUUGGGGUACACUGUAGGUCCCCCCCCACCUCGGAGUGCCCGCAGCCAUGAAGCUACGACUACACUUUGUGGUGGACCCCAUGGGCUGGCUGUGCAUCAGCGUGGUGUUCGGGAUCUGGCUCUACAACACCUUCUUUAUUCCCAAACUGGUUCUCCUUCCACACUACAAUGAGGGACACAUCCCCUGGGCCAUAGUUGUUGGUUACUACACAGCAUCAGCACUCUGCCUAGCAGCCCUGCUCAGAGCCUCCACAGCUGAUCCGGGCCGUCUUCCUGUGGACCCCCACAUACCUCACUCUGAGCGAGAGCACUGGGAGUUGUGUAAUAAGUGCAACUUGAUGAGACCCAAAAGGUCCCAUCACUGCAGUCGCUGUGGCCACUGUGUACGCAGGAUGGACCACCACUGCCCUUGGAUCAAUAACUGUGUGGGCGAAGACAACCACUGGCUCUUCCUGCAGCUCUGCUUCUACACUCAGGUUCUCAGUCUGUUCACCCUGGUGCUGGACUUCUGCCAGUACUACUACUUCCAGCCACUGACAGGACUAGACCAGGAGAAGUUUACAACGCGCCACGAACUGGCUCUGCUGCGGGGCUCGACCCUCAUGGGUCUGGUCAUGUUCGGGGGCAUGACCAGCAUGUUCUACAGUCAGAUGGCAGGCAUCCUCUCCGAUACCACCACCCUUGAGAAAAUGGCUCUCUUCUCCAAGGAAAUAAAUGGCUCAAAGAAAUCCUGGCAGUGGGCGCUAGCUGAAGUCUGCGGCACUCGCUGGAAACUGCUGUGGCUCAUCCCGCUCCGAGACCGCCAGGCGCUCCACGCCAGGCACCACUUCCGCACCCACGUGUAGGCCGGCAACGCCACGGUUCCUCCCGCCUGCACAGAUGUUCUAGCGGCCGCCAUGAUGACACACUGUAUGCACACUUUAGAAUCCCUCUGUCCGCCUCUACCGUCCCCGUUUGUGCUAUGGGAGCUGGGCGGCGGUCUCUACAAGGGAGUGAUGGGAAAUGUUGCUUUUUUUACUCACUGUGACUGCUGUUUUUAGCAUUUGGGAAUUUUAAAUGGCUAAUUGCAUCAGAAGGAUGGCACCUGAAAGCAGCUGGCGAACGGGACCCCUCUCAGGCUACUUUAACAAAGAGCCUUCCUACUGGCCUGUAACCAGCUACAGACAGGACCCGCGUGGCUAGUACAAAGGCAGGUUUUUACGUAUAAAGUUUGUGCCUUGUUUCUUUCACCUACGUUAACCUUUUUAAUUUUUUUGAAAGCAUGAGCUGUGUUUUUGUUUUGAUAUUUCGUGGUUCCGGUUCGGAAGUGUCUCGUGAACGGUGAAGGAAUCUGCCCCCACCUGCAUUGCUUUAAUUUGUGAUCACUUGAUGAUUCAUUCAUGUUUUAUUGCAUUCUUUUAUGACUCUAUGAAGAGAUGUUUUAUGAAGCAUGGUCAAAGAACAAAGGUCAUAACUUGAAGGCUAAUAUGUGACACUAUUAUGACAGUUAGUACUUGAACAUGCCGUGGUAAAAAAUCUCAAAUUAGAAACGAGUUUCUUCUUCAAUCUUAGGCUGGAUAUGUUCUAAUCAAACGUGCUGUAUAAUCAGCCAGCUGUUUCUCUGUG